Molecule: messenger RNA, 492 nt
Organism: Lycium ferocissimum
Lineage: Eukaryota; Viridiplantae; Streptophyta; Magnoliopsida; Solanales; Solanaceae
Exons: 1
Coding region: 1-492 (163 amino acids)
Source: RefSeq, a predicted model, not a curated record
AUGACGAAAAAUUUGACUACAAUAGCAGCAGAUCAAACAGCUACAAACAGUCAAUCAAGCCUAGAUCCUACAAAUCCUUUAUACAUGCAUCCAACUGAAAGUGCUAGAUCAACCUUGCUUCCUGUGAAAUUUGAUGGAACAGGAUAUCAAUCAUGGAGAAAAGGUGUGCUUCGAGAACUAUCAGUAAAGAAUAAGGCUGGUUUCAUCAAUGAAAAGUCUAAGAAACCUGAACCAGAUUCAGAAACCUUUGCACAAUGGGAAAAAUGUGAUGACAUGGUAACAUCAUGGAUGUUGAAUUCUCUAUCACCAGAACUGAUGGACAAACUUCAAUAUAUGAACAAUGCUAAAGAACUCUGGGAGGAACUUGAGGACAGAUAUGACCAGACUACUGGUGCAAAACUGUACCAAUUACAAAAAGAAAUAAAUGAGUUCAAUCAAGGGACACUUGAUAUCACUGGUUAUGGUUAUUAUACAAAAGUAAGAAAACAUUAG